Truncatella angustata is the source of this 2034-nucleotide messenger RNA. Its product is annotated as udp-glucose 6-dehydrogenase. The record is from RefSeq and is a predicted model, not a curated record. Gene Ontology annotation, biological process: polysaccharide biosynthetic process; glycosaminoglycan biosynthetic process. Bases 1 to 2034 code for a protein of 677 amino acids. Lineage: Eukaryota; Fungi; Ascomycota; Sordariomycetes; Amphisphaeriales; Sporocadaceae. Gene Ontology annotation, cellular component: nucleus; cytosol. The transcript has 3 exons. Gene Ontology annotation, molecular function: UDP-glucose 6-dehydrogenase activity; NAD binding.
AUGGAUCCUAUACCGUCAUCUGUGGUUGGAUCCGAAGAGGGAGCACUGGUCGAUAUCGCUCCCUCGACAGCUCCUACUACACCCGAAGGCAGUUUAACGUUCAGUCCAGUGCUGCGUGCAACGGCGGAUGGUCAUCUGGAUAUUGAUUCAGCAAGCCUUACAGCUCAAGCUAAAGGUUCAGAAUCUCUUGAAUCUAUUCUGCCCAAUCUGCGUCCUCGGCUGGUGCGCAAUAUCUGCUGUGUUGGUGCUGGAUAUGUUGGUGGUCCAACUGCGGCGGUUAUCGCUUACCAGAAUCCUCAUAUUCGAGUAACCAUUGUUGAUAGAGAUGAGAAAAGGAUCAAGAGAUGGAAUUCCAAGCAUUUACCAAUUUACGAGCCUGGUCUUGGCGACAUUGUUCGUGUUGCUAGGGAUGGAUCGCGUGAAUGCUUCUUCUAUAACGAGCCCGUGGUCUCAGGGUGCUCGGACGCAUUUUCCGAUACUGCAUCAUCAUCGUCAGAAUGUGGCAGCCAAUGCGAGGGAUACGCCAAUAGGUUAAAGAUCAUCCCAGAGAGACAACCCAACCUUUUCUUCUCCACUGAAGUCUCCAAAAGCAUUGGUGAAGCAGACAUUGUCCUCAUUGCUGUCAAUACGCCGACCAAAUCCAAAGGCAUGGGUGCUGGGAGCGCAACAGACAUGACGGCAUUCGAGGCCGUUGCUGGUAUUGUGGCCCAACACGCUCGACCGGAUGCUAUCAUCGUCGAGAAAUCGACUGUCCCAUGCAGAACAGCCCAAUUGGUCAGGGAGACAAUGUGUAUCCAUCGCCCAGGUGUGCAUUUCGAGAUCUUGUCUAAUCCCGAAUUUCUGGCCGCUGGUACAGCUAUGAGAGACCUCAUGCAUCCAGAUCGUGUACUGAUUGGUUGUUCGACGACACCAUCAGGUCAAAGAGCAGCAGAUGCACUUGCCAGCGUUUAUGCUGCAUGGGUGCCAGGGAAGCGCAUUAUCACUACAAACGUCUGGUCCUCAGAGCUCGCCAAACUUGUCGCCAACUCUAUGCUUGCGCAGCGAAUCAGCUCAAUUAACUCUAUCUCUGCCAUAUGCGAAAAGACUGGCGCUGAUGUGGAUGAGGUCGCUGCUUCAAUUGGCUGCGAUCCAAGAAUUGGCGACAAGUUUCUCAAGGCCGGGAUCGGUUUCGGCGGCAGUUGUUUCAAGAAAGAUAUUCUGAGUCUUGUAUACCUGGCCGAAUCCCUUGGGCUUGAUGAGGUUGGAGAGUACUGGCGCCAAGUCGUCAAGAUGAAUGAGUAUCAACGUGAUCGAUUCAGUAAGCGUGUCAUCAAGUGUCUCAAUAGCACCUUGACUGGAAAGAAGAUUACCAUACUGGGAUAUGCAUUCAAGGCGAACACCUCAGAUACGCGAGAGUCUCCAGCAUUGGAAAUCAUCAAGACUCUUUUGGAAGAAGGGCCGAAAGAGAUUGCCAUCUAUGACCCCUGUUGCAGCCCUACCGUCAUUCGAGAUGAGAUCAAGACACUCUUGAGAGGGAUUAAAGCUCUUGAAGAAGACGACGGCCCUAUUAGAGUAUACGCUAACGCAUACGAAGCAUGCGCCGUGUCCAACGCUCUCCUGGUUACAACCGAUUUUGACGAGUUCAAAACUACAGUACAAAAGUCAGCGUUUCCCAGUCACCCAAGAUCAAAGCCAAUAGAUCCGCGACCUUUCGAGCGAAUUGACCCGACAGAGACAGAUAUACUAUCAUUGCAGGAAUUCCUGCUCCGUUCCGGGUCAACUUCUCUGUGUGCCGACAGCGAUCCGCUUCAGAGAUAUCAGGAAGAACCUGCUUGUGCCCACGACUGCGCAGACUGUGGGCCAGGAAAGGGCGGCUAUUCAACAGCUAGCAGCUUGGACGAGUACAUGCCUAAGGAGAAGCUUGACUGGAGUAAGAUCGCAUACCACUUGCAGGGACCGAAAUGGGUAUUUGAUGGCAGGGGCGUUGUUGAUUCGAGUGCUUUGACUAAGCUCGGUAUUCGAGUCGAGAGCGUUGGACGUCAAGGCUUAACCUAA